UUCGCGGCACACGUUAUGCCCCCGGCUCAACCACGCCUCGCGUCGCACGGUAAAGUUCGACGGCCAUAUUGACUGUCUACACCUCCUCUCUUGCCCGGCGGUGACACUGGCUCAGUCGCUUCAUACAUCACACUCCAUACCAAGGCUGAGAAACAGCGGAGUGUCUAACGGUAAAAAAAUCGAUCUAUUUUGGUCGCGUUGGAUAUAUAAAGUAGACUACCCUGUGGGCCCAGGAGAGGCAGUUUACCUUUUUCUGAACGCAGUCCAUCUACUGAGGCAGUGGAGCCCAGGGCGAGUCAACGAGACGGAGGACGAUUUCUUUGCAUUUUCUCAGCAGAAGGGCAAGGCUGGAGAGAGGACAAAGAUGCCCAAACCGAUAAAUGUGCGGGUCACCACCAUGGAUGCAGAGCUGGAGUUUGCCAUCCAGCCCAACACCACCGGCAAACAGCUCUUUGACCAGGUGGUGAAGACAGUGGGCCUCCGGGAGGUGUGGUUCUUUGGCCUGCAGUACACAGACAGUAAAGGCUACAGCACGUGGCUCAAACUCAACAAGAAGGUGACGCAGCAGGAUGUGAAGAAGGAGAACCCUUUGCAGUUUAAGUUCAGAGCCAAGUUCUUCCCGGAGGACGUGUCUGAGGAACUCAUCCAGGAGAUCACACAGAGACUCUUCUUCCUGCAGGUAAAGGAGGCCAUCCUGAAUGAUGAGAACUACUGUCCUCCAGAGACAGCCGUGCUGCUGGCCUCCUACUCUGUCCAGGCCAAGUACGCAGACUACAACAGAGACCUCCACAGGCCUGGCUACCUUACCUCCGACCGCCUGCUGCCACAGAGAGUCUUGGAGCAGCACAAGUUGACUAAGGAGCAGUGGGAGGACAGAAUACAGACCUGGCAUGAGGAACACAGAGGCAUGCUCAGAGAGUACUCAGUGAUGGAGUAUCUGAAGAUAGCCCAGGACCUGGAGAUGUAUGGCGUCAACUACUUUGAGAUCAAGAACAAGAAGGGAACAGAGUUGUGGCUGGGUGUGGAUGCACUGGGACUCAAUAUCUACGAACACGAGGACAAGUUGACACCAAAGAUUGGCUUCCCCUGGAGCGAGAUCAGGAACAUCUCCUUCAGCGACAAGAAGUUUGUCAUCAAACCCAUCGACAAGAAAGCUCCAGAUUUUGUGUUCUAUGCCCCGCGGUUGCGGAUCAACAAGCGUAUCCUGGCACUGUGCAUGGGGAACCACGAACUGUACAUGAGGAGGAGAAAGCCUGACACCAUUGAGGUUCAGCAAAUGAAGGCCCAGGCCAGGGAGGAGAAACACCACAAACAGAUGGAAAGAGCCCAGCUAGAAAACGAGAAGAGAAAACGAGAGCAUGCGGAGAAGGAGAGGGCGAAGAUAGAGAAGGAGAAGGACGAGCUUGUCGAGAGGCUCAGACAGAUUGAGCAACAGACGCUAAAGGCCCAGAAAGAGCUGGAGGAGCAGACACGCAGGGCCCUGGAGUUGGACCAGGAGAGGAAGAGGGCGAAGGAGGAGGCGGAAAGGUUGGAGGGAGAGAGACAGGCAGCAGAGGAGGCCAAGGCAGCGCUGGCUAAACAGUCCGCUGACCAGAUGAAGAACCAGGAACAACUGGCCGCUGAGCUAGGAGAAUUCACUGCCAAAAUCGCUCUGCUUGAAGAGGCCAAGAGGAAGAAGGAAGAGGAGGCAACUGAAUGGCAACACAAAGCCAUCUCAGCCCAGGAAGACCUGGAAAAGACUAAAGAGGAGCUGAAGUCUGUGAUGUCAUCACCCCCGGCGCCGGAGCACGAUGAGCAAGAUGAGACUAACGCAGAGGGCAGUACCGAGCUGCACAGUGACUGGGUCACCAGCCACCGCAGCGAGGAGGAACGUGUCACAGAGGCCCAGAAGAAGGAACGCGUCAAGGAACAGCUGCAGGCUCUGAGUUCAGAGUUGGCUCAGGCGAGGGACGACACCAAGAAGACCCAGAAUGACAUGCUACAUGCGGAGAAUGUGAAGGCUGGGAGGGACAAGUACAAAACCCUGCGCCAGAUCCGACAGGGCAACACCAAGCAGCGCAUUGACGAGUUCGAGUCCAUGUAAGAGUCAGCGCCCUCCCAACCCUGCGUUGCCAUGACAACAGCUCACUUUCUUGGAUAGCCGACCCUGCUCGUUCCCACCCCGUUCCCCCAAAUCCGUACUUUCAAAAAGGCCAGAGGUGUGUGGAUUCAAUGUCCCACCCACUACUCCUUGCCAAAGCUCUGCCCACUAGCGGUUGGCCAAUCAAACCGCUCCAUGCUUAGAGCUCCACCCAACCACAUCUGGAAUCAUCCAAUCUGGAAUGACAAGCAACAUAUCCUGCCGAAAUGAACUUCUCCUUGAGCAAAGGAUAAUUUAACCCUUGCAUGUCUGAUGUAAGAAUUGAUUUUUUUUUUAAUAAUGUAGAGAGAAAUUAGUGAAUAUCUUGCUUUUAUUGAGAGAAUUGCCAUCUGUAGCUUUUUGAUGUUGACAAGCAUGUAUGUAAAGCUUUAAAUAUCGUACCUUACUUUUUUUUGUUUGUGAUCAAGUAUUUAAAUGGUUUUCUUAAACUGC
Oncorhynchus gorbuscha (pink salmon) is the source of this 2572-nucleotide messenger RNA. Its product is annotated as radixin-like. Gene Ontology annotation, molecular function: cell adhesion molecule binding; actin binding. Gene Ontology annotation, biological process: positive regulation of protein localization to early endosome; positive regulation of early endosome to late endosome transport; regulation of cell shape. The coding region runs from base 365 to 2083 and encodes 572 amino acids. Gene Ontology annotation, cellular component: microvillus; apical part of cell; cytoskeleton. The transcript has 14 exons. Lineage: Eukaryota; Metazoa; Chordata; Actinopteri; Salmoniformes; Salmonidae. The record is from RefSeq and is a predicted model, not a curated record.